Molecule: messenger RNA, 1778 nt
Organism: Cynoglossus semilaevis (tongue sole)
Lineage: Eukaryota; Metazoa; Chordata; Actinopteri; Pleuronectiformes; Cynoglossidae
Gene: cplx4a
Product: complexin 4a
Exons: 3
Coding region: 220-870 (216 amino acids)
Biological process (GO): synaptic vesicle exocytosis; regulation of neurotransmitter secretion; neurotransmitter transport
Cellular component (GO): terminal bouton; SNARE complex
Molecular function (GO): syntaxin binding
Source: RefSeq, a predicted model, not a curated record
AGCCUCUGUGUCAAAAACUGACCAACAUCACUGAAAAACUAAGUGUGGAUCAAGAAACCUGAAACCUGGGCCCUCCACGGUCACAGAAUUGUCAACGUGUCGAAACAGUCCAGACAAAAAUGUCUUCAAAGACUUCCCGAUGAUGUGAUUUAAAAAUAGAGAGACAGGCCAUCUGCCUCUUAGUUUAGUGGAGGAGGGAGGAUUAAAUCCAGAUUAUGGAUGAAGUGUGCAUGUGUGUGUGUGUGUGUCAUCUGUGUGUCCUUGGAUCCACAGACAGGCAGCAGGUUAGCUGAGCUUCCACUGACUUUGACUCCUAAAUCAGAGCAGAUAGUGAGGAAAGCGACACUCGUUCAUUCAGAAAAAACAUUCACCACAGUUGUGCAGUUGAAGAUGGCGUUCAUGCUGAAGAGCAUGAUUGGGAACCCCCUGUCAGGGAUGGGGUUUGGUGGUGGAGGCGACAAAGAAGAGGAGGCCACUCCAUCGGACCCAGCCAAAGCAGCAGGGAUGACCCGCGAGGAGUAUGAAGAGUACCAAAAACAGUUGGUGGAGGAGAAGAUGGAGAGAGAUGCAGAUUUUUUACACAAGAAAGCAGAGAGGGCGACACUGAGAGUGUGCCUCAGAGACAAGUACCGGCUGCCAAAGAGUGAGCAGGAUGAGAACAUGAUCGAGAUAGCUGGAGACGACGUGGACGUUCCCGAGGAGCUGCUGAAGAUGGUGGACGAGGACGCCACAGAGGAGGAAGGCAAGGACUCCAUCCUGGGCCAGAUCCAGAACCUGCAGAACAUGGACAUGGACCAGCUGAAGGAGAAGGCGUCGGCCACCGUCACAGAACUGAAGACCAAAGCUGAGGAGAAAUGCUCCCUCAUGUGAAGUUCAUGUACAGGAAAUACAAAAAAGAGAAAAAAAAAACAGAAAAGAAAUACACGGGGCAAAAUGUGUUUAAAAUUGUAUUUAUCAAAACAAACCAGGAUUACUGCUGUCAGCCUGGGAACUGGGUCUGUUCUUCCCUGUCUUUUCCUUAGUUAAAUUCUGUGUAAAUACAGUGACUCUCCCAAACUGUUUUUUUUUUAUUAUUAUUAUCAAAUACAUCAGUACACGCUAAGUAUUCGUCAUUUAUUUUCCCUCCUUUUCUGAAAUAUAAUUUUCUCUCAGAUAAAUUUAAAAAAAUGUUUCAAGCCCUCAUUUUGGAUUUUAAUACGGAUUUCCGAUAUUAUCGGCAACCAAUAUUCGCAUAAUUAUGUUAUAUCCGUAAAAACUGUUAGCGUUUUUUCCUCCGAUAAUAAAAACCCAAUAACCACUUCUGGAGUCCUGAGACCAUUUCCACAGUUUUGGGGGAUAUCGGUUAAUGUCGGAAUCAGACAUUUUGUGUUUGGACAAUAUCGGCAAAAGUUAAUAUUGGACAUUUUUAAAUAUUCUAAUAUAUUUUGAAUGUGUUGUUUUAUUUUUUUUUCUUCAAAAACAUACAAAUUUAGAUGUGUAUUUUCUCAAGCACACAGUUGAGCAGUUUAAGAAAUGUGAAACAUUUGCAAAUUUGCACACAUCAUAAUAUUUAACCAUUUACUGUACAGUUGUUUUUUUGUUUUUUUCAGUGCACUCAAACACUGAUGUAACGUGUGGUGAUCGACCUGUGGAAAGACAAUGUUUGAAUAAAGAUGUUUACUGGACACACGUGUACUGUACUUAUUGCCGAUACUUACUACAGUAGUACUAGUUAUAAUAUUCAUAAAUGAUUCAUGUUGGGAGACACCCUGCAUUCUUCACUCCCCUGCUUUACUAAA